Molecule: messenger RNA, 1743 nt
Organism: Penicillium alfredii
Lineage: Eukaryota; Fungi; Ascomycota; Eurotiomycetes; Eurotiales; Aspergillaceae
Product: alpha-keto acid decarboxylase family protein
Exons: 1
Coding region: 1-1743 (580 amino acids)
Molecular function (GO): magnesium ion binding; carboxy-lyase activity; thiamine pyrophosphate binding
Source: RefSeq, a predicted model, not a curated record
AUGGCUGCUGCAGAUAUCAAACUCGCCGAUUACCUCUUUGCACGGCUGCGCCAACUGGGCGUGCAGUCGAUCUUCGGCGUGCCCGGUGAUUUCAACCUGCGCCUGCUGGAUUUCGUCACUCCCGCAGGGCUCCACUGGGUGGGCAACUGCAACGAGCUCAACGCCGCCUACGCUGCCGAUGGGUAUGGACGCAUCAACGGCCUCGCGGCCGUGAUUACUACCUUUGGCGUCGGCGAGCUAUCGGCCCUCAAUGGGAUCGCCGGCGCCUACGCCGAGAAGACCCCCGUCGUCCAUAUCGUCGGCACGCCCCCGCGUGCCGUCCAGAGCGCGCGGACGUUUGUGCACCACACCUUCUCGGACGGCGACUUCCGCCGCUUUGCUGCCAUGUCAACGCAUAUCACCGCGGCGCAGACGAACCUGACUGACUCGGCCACCGCGCCGGAGCGCAUCGACUGGAUCUUGCAGCAGGCGCUGGUCCACAGCCGGCCCGUCUACCUCGAGAUCCCACAUGACAUGAACGACGUGCUGGUCUCUGCCGCAAACCUCAACUCCCCCAUUCAUGUCCCCGAAACUCCACGCGCGGCGCAUGAGCCUAAAGUCGUAGCUGGCGUGCUGGACCGAGUUUAUAGCGCGCAACGGCCCCUCAUCCUUGUAGACGGCGAAAGCGAGUCCCUCAAUAUUCUCGAGCAAAUCGAUACCCUCGUGCAGACCACCGGCUGGCCGACCUGGACCUCGAUAUUCGGCAAGAGCCUCGUCAACGAGCAGCAUCCGAACGUCUACGGGCUCUAUGCGGGCGCGUACGGGGACCCGCAGGCCAAGGAGUAUUACGACGGCGCGGACCUGGUGAUAGUACUUGGGCCGCAUUACAGUGACACUAACACCUUCCUGUUCUCGACUAUCGCGCCCUCCGCGGUGCGGGUGUCGUUCUCCGAGACCACCGUCCAGAUCGGCAACGACACCUACCACGACGUCUCGCCGCGCAGCGUCCUCUCCCAAGUCCUGCAAACACUGGAUGUCUCGCGCAUCUCCCGCCCCAAGAGCCUACCCUCCAAACCUAAGAUCUCCACGGCCGACAUCCCGAGCACAGAUCUCAUCGCCCAGAAAACCUUCUUCCGCCUGGUCAACCCCCUCUUCCGUGAGGGCGACAUCAUCCUAACCGAGACGGGCACAGCCUCGCACGGCGGCUCCGGGUUCCGACUCCCAGCCAAAUCGCGCAUCUUCGGCGCCGUAACCUGGCUCUCUAUUGGCUUCAUGCUCCCCGCAACACUCGGCGCGGCAUUAGCCCACCGCGAACUCAACGCCAGCGCCAGCGCCAGCGCCAAAACAGAUAGCCAGGUGAUAUUGUUCAUCGGAGACGGAAGCCUGCAAAUGACAGCACAGGAAAUCAGCGUCAUGAUCCGCGAGAAACUGCGCAUUGUCAUUUUCAUCCUGAACAAUGACGGCUACACCAUCGAGCGCGUAAUCCACGGCCGCAAGCAGGCUUACAACGACGUACCGUUCUGGCGGCACACUCAGGCGCUCAAUUACUUCGGCGCGGACGAAGACCACGUCGCCGGGAAUACCUUUACAGCGCGAACCUGCGGCGAGCUACAAACCGUGCUGGCGGACGAGCGCAUCCAGCGCGGCGAGGGCCUAAGAAUUGUCGAGGUGUUUAUGGGACGUGAGGAUGUGCAGGGUGUGUUGCUGGAUCUGCUGAAUAGGCAGGUUGCGAGGAGCAGCAGCUGUCCACAUAGAUUAGAAUGA